Messenger RNA from Ramularia collo-cygni, 480 nucleotides. RefSeq lists its product as uncharacterized. Lineage: Eukaryota; Fungi; Ascomycota; Dothideomycetes; Mycosphaerellales; Mycosphaerellaceae. The transcript is spliced from 3 exons. The record is from RefSeq and is a predicted model, not a curated record. Bases 1 to 480 code for a protein of 159 amino acids.
AUGUUCUGCCUGAGAACCUGGGCGUCUCUCCUGGUUUUCCUCAGCACCGCGAGUCCUCUAUAUACCGUUCUAUUCCUAUUCGGCAACUAUUGGCUUACCCGACCAUGUGUAUACUGUAGCUUCCUUCUCUGCUGCAUUACCUUCUCCCUCUUGGAUUUUGAAGCGGACUGGUUCGAGCCACGAUGGUCUGGCGCAUCGACCUCGAUAACGGAAGCCGCAAGUUCGGUUAUGAGCGGCAAUGCGACGCUUACGGAGGCUGUAUUCCAGACGGCCGGCCUAGCAGCAUCAGCACUUAAUGGGACCGGUGGAUCCUUGGCUAGCGUGGCGAUUGAGGGUGUGAAGCGCAAGAUGGCAACGGGCGGGAUGGGAGCAGAGGUCGUGAAUGGAGCAAACGGAAGCAACGUGUUCGAAUGGAUCAAGGGAAUGUUGGAGAGGCUACAAUUCYGGAUACCCUGUGUUAAUGUUACUGUGCGGCUAUGA